Molecule: messenger RNA, 933 nt
Organism: Zonotrichia leucophrys gambelii
Lineage: Eukaryota; Metazoa; Chordata; Aves; Passeriformes; Passerellidae
Product: olfactory receptor 14J1-like
Exons: 1
Coding region: 1-933 (310 amino acids)
Biological process (GO): G protein-coupled receptor signaling pathway
Cellular component (GO): membrane
Molecular function (GO): odorant binding; olfactory receptor activity; G protein-coupled receptor activity
Source: RefSeq, a predicted model, not a curated record
AUGUCCAACAGCAGCUCCAUCAGGCACUUCCUCCUGCUGGCACUGGCAGACACGCGGCAGCUGCAGCUCCUGCACUUCUGCCUCUUGCUGGGCAUCUCCCUGGCUGCCCUCCUGGGCAACGGCCUCAUCAUCAGCGCCAUAGCCUGCGGCCACCACCUGCACACGCCCAUGUUCUUCUUCCUGCUCAACCUGGCCCUCAGCGACCUGGGCUCCAUCUGCACCACUGUCCCCAAAGCCAUGCACAAUUCCCUCUGGCACACCAGGGACAUCUCCUAUUCAGGAUGUGCUGCACAGCUUUUCUUUUUUCUUUUUUUUAUGUCAGCAGAGUUUUCCCUCCUGACCAUCAUGUGCUACGACCGCUACGUGUCCAUCUGCAAACCCCUGCACUACAGGACCCUCCUGGGCAGCAGAGCUUGUGCCCACAUGGCAGCAGCUGCCUGGGCCAGUGGCUUUCUCAAUGCUCUGCUGCAAAUGGCCAAUACAUUUUCCCUGCCCCUGUGCCAUGGCAAUGUCCUGGGCCAGUUCUUCUGUGAGGUGCCCCAGAUCCUCAAGUUCUCCUGCUCACACUCCACCAUCAGAAAUAUGUGGAUUUCAUUGGUUGCUGCCUCUUUAGCUUUAGGCUGUUUUGUGUUCAUUGUUUUCUCCUAUGUGCAGAUCUUCAGGGCUGUGCUGAGGAUCCCCUCUGAGCAGGGAAGGCACAAAGCCUUUUCCACCUGCCUCCCUCACCUGGCCGUGGUCUCCCUGUUUCUCAGCACUGGCACAUUUUCCUACCUGAAGCCCUCCUCCAUCUCCUCCCCAUCUCUGGAUCUGGCCCUGUCAGUUCUGUACUCGGUAGUGCCUCCAGCCCUGAACCCCCUCAUCUACAGCCUGAGGAACCAGGAGCUCAAGGCUGCAGUGUGGACACUGAUGAAUAGACAGUUACAGAAACUUUAA